AAAGCCAUGUAUGGACGGACAUACACAUAGACGGAUGGAUAGAUAGAUAGAUAGACUCUUUUCAAAUCAUUUUCUUUUCAAAAGAAUUCAUUCUGUAAUUUUUCAGCUCAGCAUGUCCUUGGUUUCACUGAAAAGCAUGUUGACGUAGAAAACCUCAUGUUCUGGCUUCUGCGCUGCACUGACAAAGAGCUUGGUGAUGUCCUUCAGCAUCCAUUGUGCUGUCCUCAUUCUACCAUGUCUAUGUUUUGAUUCAUUUUUGUUCUUUUAUAUAAGUACAGCCCMCUCAGUAAGAAAGUUGGGACACUUUGUCUAUAGAAAUGAAGCUUUCCAAAGUUCUCUCAAAAUAAGUCCUUGUGGAGACCAAGCACAGCUCAUCUUCUAGCGUAUGGAUGAGAGACAACAUCAAGGUUGUCGUAGGAACACGUUUCCAACCGCAUACAUCAAUAGGGCGUAUAACUUGCUYGUGUCUGAACACUUUUAUUGCUGAUCAGUGUGAGAGGGGUUUUUAAAUGACAUAGCUGUGCAUAUUACAACAGAGAGUGCAGGAAAAGCGUGUAUGUGGGCGGUAAUCUUGCAUGGAGUCCAAACUCUUGAUGCUUGAUUGUUUCAAAUCAAUGCAAGAAUUUCAAGGCAAUUUAAGGAUGCGUCAGUUUAAAAAGGCAAUUCGUGCUGGGUGGUGAUAAUGUUACGUUUUAUUAGAUGACCUCGCUUGAAUGAAACAAUGAAUACAAGCAAGUUUGCUGUUUCCAGUUUGCAGAAGUUUAGGCUUCGGUAAUAUACAGUUGUAAAAUCCUCCACUGUAAAAUUCUGUGAGUACUGCAGAGGAAUCAUUUAUCCCCAGGCUGUGUGAAUCACAGAGCAGGGAGUGUGCUUUAGAGCUAGUCGUGACAAUAUAAUGUAAUAUAAUAUAAGCGGGGGGCUUCCACAGAGACAGAACUCGAAACCUAUACAUCUUCCCUGGCGCUGUUAUGGCAGGAUGUGCUGUAAAAUUGUCAAUGUGUCAGUCUGAUAUGUUUUCUCACAGURAAAUGCCAUAAUCAUGUGGGGGGAGGAGGGGGGGAUGAUAUGAAAUCAAAUUAUGUUUGUCAUUAACUCACGACUGCAGGAAAUUACAUGAGAACAUUGUUAAUCACUCUGAGCACUCCACAAUCCACAGUGUCAUGUCUGCAGGGAUUUGAGGCUAUUAUACUGCUCUGCAUCCAUUAGUCUGUAAACCAUCCAUUUAUCCACCAUGAGAGAGGAAACUAAAAAAAAAGGUAGAGUGCGUCUAAUUAUAGUACUGGACGGAUCAUGAUACCCUUCAUCUUCGAGUGUUUUUCACAGAACAAAUUGUUCAAAUGCAUAAUUUUAACUUGAUUUUAAUCAUGUUGAAGCAGCUGUAUGUUCUGCAGGUAAUGUCUACCUGUAUUUCUAGAUGAAUCUAGACUUUUUUUCUAAAGAGAAAUUGGGUUAUUUUUAUUGGACAUUAUGCGGGUGCUUCAUGCUUCUAUAAAAGGCAUACUUUCUGAGCCAGAGCGAUGACGCAGAGACUGCAUGGGUUCUCAGCAGGAGUAUAAGAGAUGGCACUCAGCUCCGUUGCGGAGCACACAUGAAGGGGGGGGAGACGAAACCGAUCGCUGAUUAGACUCAAAAAGCUUCUCGGUGGCAAGAGCCAAAGGGAUGAACACAACUGAGAAGUUCUGCCUUCCCGUUGAUGGCAUCCUCGAAGUGUUCAACUCUUUCACCGGGCAUCAGCAUUCACGAAUUGCGCACCAAGUACUGCAGAGCGCAGCUCUCAUCCCGCGAGCCCAACACCCCAAAGUCUCAAACAUAACCAAAACGGGCAUGGGCAUAAUCAAAACUGUCAAAGGUUGCUGGAGACGGCAGGACAAGAGAAUGAUCUCCCGCAGGUCUUCAAGUUCUGGGCGUCGGCAGGUGUCGAUUGAUCGAGUCCCCAAAAAGCCGGUGGACCUGACAGAGUUGGGUGCGACCAAGUCGAAGAACUGUCACAGAGUAGUGGUGCUCGGGGCGCCCAAAGUGGGUAAAACCAACAUCCUCCGGCGGUUCUUAGGGGAAGACUAUGAAGAACACUAUGAGCCUACUGUCGAGGACUUUUAUCGCAAGAUGUUCCACAUAGGAGGGGAAACAUACCAGGUUGAUCUGCUGGAUGCGGCAUCUGAGAAAGACUUUCCAGCCAAACGGAGAUUGUCUAUACUGACAGGUGAUAUUUUUCUCCUAGUCUUCAGCUUGGAUGACAGAGAGUCUUUGAAUGAAGUCCGUGAGCUGCUCGACGAAAUUAAAGCCGCAAAGGCAAAACUCCAAAAGCCCAACCACCCAGCAAAGGUGCCAGUCGUGGUGUGCGCCAACAAAGCAGACCUGGACGCACAGAGAGUCCUCAGCAACUCCGAGGUUGUGGACAUCCUGGGCGAGGACGCGCCGUUCUUCGAAACCUCCGCUAAAACAGGCGCCGGACUGGAGGCUGUCUUCGCGGCUCUCGCAGCUCUCGGCGGGCUGCCCGACGAGACCAGCCCGUCGCGUCAUCAGAUCAUCCCCAUCCUGACCUACCAGUCGCUGUGCGUAGGCAAACGGGGCAUCAGGAUGAGGAGACACUCCCGGGGACUCGGCGCACCCUGCGCCGCCGUGGACCCCCUUGCGCGCCGCCCGAGCUUCGCCAGCGACCUGCGGCUGGUGCUUGGAUCAAGCACCCAACACAAGAAACCCGAGAAGCAUCAGGUUCAAUGAAUUAUGAAACUUCUCGACAAAACAAAAUUGUAGUAGUAUGCUGCAAUGUCAUAACAUGUAAGGAGUUAUACUCUGUAGCACCUGGCCGGACCGGUGCAUUAUUAUUUUUUUGUAUUCUAUAAUUGCAUCCUUUAUUAAAAGUUUGCUUAAAA
Messenger RNA from Poecilia reticulata (guppy), 2873 nucleotides. It is a transcript of the gene rasd2a, whose product is annotated as RASD family member 2a. Gene Ontology annotation, molecular function: G-protein beta-subunit binding; GTP binding; GTPase activity. NCBI's taxonomy places the organism in Eukaryota, Metazoa, Chordata, Actinopteri, Cyprinodontiformes, Poeciliidae. The record is from RefSeq and is a predicted model, not a curated record. Gene Ontology annotation, biological process: signal transduction.